AUGAACCCAGCCAAGUGUGAUGCGGUGGACUACAUUCAGUUCUUGGUGGCAGCCCAGAAGAGAUUUACCUGCAGCGAAGCGGCGCGGUGUCAACCGGAAUCACCGCAAGCUCCAGCCCAUGACGCAUUCACCCGUCUGCUGCGGAGACAGCCCCCCGGCACGGAGGCGCUGUGGCAGGAAACCCGGGGAUUGGUGCGACGGGAGGAGGGGGUGCUGGUGCUGGACGACACCACCCUGGACAAGCCCUACGCCAAGCGGAUGGAACUGGUGUCCCGGCAUUGGAGCGGCAAGCAUAAGCGAGUGGUAUGGGGCAUCAACCUGCUGACCUUGUUGUGGACUGAUGGCAAUGCGCUGAUACCCUGCGAUUUCCGGGUCUAUGACCGUCCCCUAAGCGGACUGACCAAGAACGACCACUUCCGGCGGAUGCUGGAGGUGGCGGAAGGGCGGGGCUUUCAGCCCCGUUGGGUGCUGUUCGACAGUUGGUAUACCAGCCUGGAGAAUUUGAAAGCCAUCAGGGAUAAGGGAUGGUUCUGGCUGAGCCAAUUGCGGUCCAACCGGCGGGUGAAUCCCGAGGGAGCGGGGAACUUGCCCUUGGCCACCGUGGCCAUACCCCAGGAAGGCCGGCAGGUGCAUCUGCGAGGCUAUGGGUUUAUCCGGGUGUUUCGGACGGUCUCCAAAGACGGGGACGUGGAACACUGGGCCACCAAUGACCUGGAAAUGACGGAGCAACAACGGGAAAGCCUGGCGCGCCAAGCCUGGGGAAUCGAAACGUACCAUCGGGGCCUCAAACAAUGUUGUGGCGUGGAGAAAUGCCAAGUGCGUACGGCAGAGGGACAGCGGAAUCACAUCCGCCUGUCCCUCCAAGCCUUCCUGCGGCUGGAAGCCCACCGCUUGAGCGCCGGAGUCUCCUGGUACGAGUCCAAAGCCAACAUCAUCCGCUCGGCCUUACGAGAUUACCUGGCUUAUCCCAAGUACACUCUCCAUCCAACUGCGUAA
Messenger RNA from Geodia barretti, 996 nucleotides. The record is from the annotation of a GenBank genome assembly. NCBI's taxonomy places the organism in Eukaryota, Metazoa, Porifera, Demospongiae, Tetractinellida, Geodiidae.